Molecule: messenger RNA, 2429 nt
Organism: Diospyros lotus (date-plum)
Lineage: Eukaryota; Viridiplantae; Streptophyta; Magnoliopsida; Ericales; Ebenaceae
Product: SWI/SNF complex component SNF12 homolog
Exons: 3
Coding region: 325-1956 (543 amino acids)
Biological process (GO): regulation of transcription by RNA polymerase II
Cellular component (GO): nucleus; SWI/SNF complex
Source: RefSeq, a predicted model, not a curated record
GAUUCUGUUUUCUAACAUGGGCCGGGCUUAAACACUGCUGAGAGAGUUCUGAGAGAGAGAGAGAGAGGAGCCAUCGAUCUUCGUCACUGGCCACGCGCCGAUCUUAUGCAGUGCGAAGCGAAGAUCGAACACUCCGUACAGGUCGAGACGACUCAUCCUGUAAUCCAGGAGUUGGUCUUAAAAGCACAACCCCAAAAGCUAGGGUUUGGCUGCAUCAUUUCGGUUCAGUGAGCAAUCUCGGAGGCCGUCUAUUACAAGAAUUCACUGCAUCUUUUGAGGUUUGGGUUGUUUUGAGGAUUGAAGCGUGGCUGUUUGGAUACAGGGAUGUCAGGGAACAACAGUAACGCGCCAAAGAAUAUUGGGGUCUCGUCAUCCUUUGGUAAUGUGGGGAAUUCUUCAAAUCUGCCAGCAAAUCCAACUGCUCAUCUUCAAUCACAGUCCCAACCUCAACAACAAAUGGGUUCUGGUUUUCCUAGUCAAUUUCAGCUGUCUCAGCUCUCUGUAGCUCAAGCCCAGGCGCUUGCCCAUGCACAUUCAAAGGUUCAAGCUCAAGCGGCACAUGCCCAAUUCCAAGCACAAUUACACGCUCAGGGGAUGGCCGUUAAUCAGUCCCACACUGCUGGGAUUGGGAAUCUGGCUUCUUCUUCACCGUUGGUUAAUACACCAGGUAAUGCAAGUCUAAGACGUGCACCUCAGAAGCCACCAAUGCGGCCCCCUGGCUUGUCACCUGCUAACACAAUCUCUCCCUUGAGAAAUAUGGAGCUUGCUGCUGCUGCUCGUAGAAAGAAGCUGAAGCUCCCUGAGAAGCAUUUACAGGAGAGAGUAGCUGCAAUUUUACCUGAAUCUGCUCUUUAUACUCAGCUUCUCGAGUUUGAGUCUCGUGUGGAUGCUGCUUUGACAAGAAAGAAAAUUGACAUCCAGGAGGCCAUUAAAAAUCCUCCCUCUAUUCAGAAAACGCUUCGGAUCUAUGUGUUCAACACUUUUGCCAAUCAGACUCAAACAAUUCCUAAGAAGCCAAAUGCUGAGCCCCCUUCUUGGACCCUUAAGAUAGUUGGAAGGAUCUUGGAAGAAGGAAUGGAUCCUGAUCAUGCUGCGAUGAUGCAGAGAUCGAGUUCCUUGUACCCAAAGUUCUCAGCAUUCUUCAAAAGAGUCACCAUUUCCUUAGAUCAGAGACUAUACCCGGAAAACCAUAUUAUUAUGUGGGACAGUGCCCGAUCACCAGCACCUCAAGAGGGCUUUGAAGUAAAGAGGAAAGGGGAUAAAGAAUUUGUGGCCAACAUACGGUUAGAAAUGAAUUAUAUGCCUGAGAAGUUUAAGCUUUCACCAGCAUUAAUGGAAGUUCUUGGUAUUGAGGUUGAUACUCGUCCUAGAAUUAUAGCUGCUAUUUGGCACUAUGUAAAGGCUAGAAAAUUGCAGAAUCCAAACGACCCUUCUUAUUUUAUUUGUGACCCCCCACUCCAGAAAGUAUUUGGUGAGGACAAGAUGAAAUUCACUAUGGUUUCACAGAAGAUAUCACAUCAUUUGUCUCCUCCACAGCCUAUACAUUUGGAGCAUAGGAUCAAGCUUUCAGGGAAUAGUCCAGCUGGGAAUGCUUGCUACGAUGUAUUGGUGGAUGUUCCCUUCCCAAUCCAAAAGGAAUUGAAUGCUUUAUUAGCCAACACGGAGAAAACAAAAGAGAUUGAAUCAUGUGACGAAGCAAUUUGUACUGCUAUAAGAAAGAUCCACGAGCACCGCAAGAGACGAGCCUUCUUUCUUGGUUUUAGCCAAUCGCCAGUGGAAUUCAUUAAUGCUCUGGUCGAAUCUCAAAGCAGGGAUCUGAAGCUUGUAGCAGGGGAAGCAAGUCGUAGUGCUGAAAAGGAGCGGCGGUCAGAUUUCUUUAAUCAACCAUGGGUUGAGGAUGCUGUCAUUCGUUAUCUAAAUCGCAAGCCAGUUGCUGAUGGUCCUGGAAGCACAUGAAUUUGAGAUCAUGGAGCUGCUCUGAACUCUUUCUUCAAUUUUUGGGGGAGGUCCUCUGUGGAAGCGCUAUCCGUAUAUAUCUUUGACCUUUUCAAUAGUUAUACAUAAGAGGAAAGGUGCAUGUUUACAAGGAAAUGUUCUUUAGAGCAUUUGGGCAUUUCAUUUCUAUUUCUCAGGCCGUGGAGUACUGUGAUUAUGCAAAUGCCAACAAAGUGUCGUAGUUUGCCAUUGCAAUACACUCGUUAUGUUAGUGAUAGAUUAUGUGCUUAGCUGCCUUUAUUAGUUUGUCAUGACUGCUAUGUCCAUGCCAGGAUGAAUGUAUGAAAAGAGGGGGAAGAAAGGGUUGUUCCUUUUAAUUUUAAUUUGGGGGGCGGGGAGGGGAAGGAAAUGAAAACCUCCUGUUUAACUGUUUAUCCUGUUUGAAUCUAACUGAUAUGAUUUGGAAUAUUAUGAUAUGAAGGAAGUUUACUGUA